AAUGAAAAUAAGAGACAUGGGAAUAGAAAGGCAAGUAACGGAAGAAGAGAUGUCAGUAAGUCCAUUUGCACGGCUGUUUAGCUUGCCAGGUCUCGAUGUCUUCAACAUUGUAACCAUUGGAUGCAAAAGCGAAUGCAAUCCAUCAACCAUUGUUGAAGGCUUAAAGAACACAUUGAUCAACCAUCCACGCUUCUCUAGCAUACUGGUGACUGGUUAUGGUGAGCAGAAAGGAAAAGCUAAAUGGAUUCCAACGAAAGUAAAAGUUGAAGACCAUGUAAUUGUUCCGGAUAUAGAUCCCAACAUUGAGAAUCCUGAUGAAUUUCUAGAGGACUAUACAUCUAAUAUGGCUCUCUCUCCAAUGGAUAUGUCCAAACCUUUAUGGGAGUUUCAUAUAUUGAAGCUUAAAACAUCACAUGCCGAAUCUGUAGCCGUGGCUAGGUUCCAUCACUCUUUGGGCGAUGGGAUGUCUCUUAUGUCUCUUUUACUCGCUUGUACCCGGAAAACAUGUGAUCCCGAGGCGCUGCCUACCUUUGUGGUUCCGAAGAAAACCAAAGCGAAGAACGUUUGUUUUGCAUUGGUUGCUUGGUUCUGGUUCAUAGUAAGAGUAAUGUUCCACACUUGUGUUGAAGUUAUCAAGUCUAUGAUUUUUAUUUGUCGUGCGAGGGACAUCUCAGCUCAUAUAAUGGGUAAACCAGGAGCUACACUUAGCAGUAAUAAGUUUAUUCAUCGAAUCAUUAGUUUGGAUGAUGUCAAAAUGUUGAAGAACGCCAUGAAUAUGACUGUAAAUGAUAUUGUUUUUGGGAUGGUACAAGCUGGUCUUUCUCAAUAUUUGCAUCAAAGAUAUGAUCAUCUUGAAACAUCUCCAAAGUCAAGAAAACUUAUAGACGAACAACGUCUUCAUGGUGUUGUUUUUUUCAAUCUAAGGCCAAAUAGAGAUAUUGAGGAUUUGGCAAAUAUGAUGGCAAAAGGUUCAAAAUGUAGAUGGGGGAACUCAAUAGGUUAUGUUCUAAUUCCCUUGGAGAUGAAGUCAAACGAUGAUGUAUUUGAAUAUGUUCGACAAUCCAAAACUAUGAUGGAUCGUAAAAAACAUUCCCUCGAACCUCUAUUUUCCCAUGGGUUGCUCAGAUUAACGUUGGAGGUUUUUGGAAUCAAGGCACUUAAAAAUCUAAUAGCGAGAAUUUUUGGAAGCACAACAAUAAUAUUCACUAAUGUGGUUGGUCCAUCCGAAGAAAUUAGUUUUUUUGGCCAUCGUAUAUCUUACAUUGCUGCAAGUACCUUUGGUGUUCCACAGGGUCUCGUUAUCAAUAUACAGAGCUAUGUGGAGAAACUCAUAAUCAACAUCGGAGUUGAUGUAGACGUGAUUCCAGACCCUCAUCACCUAUGUGAUCUCAUCGUCGAAGCUCUCCACAUGAUGAAGUCUGCUGCUCCUCAAAAGACUUUUCAUGCUCCAGAGGUUUAACGGAAAUGCUCGGCGUGCUUACAUAUAUGGAUGUACACAAACGCUAUUUAAUUACAACAUACAUAGUCAAUAAUUCAAAUAAGCUUCUUCACUUUCAUCCAUUUCACAUGAAAUAGCUGCCUUGUCUAGGAAUCUGCAUAAUAUUCAAGAAAAUGAAACUAUAAACAUUUUUU
Molecule: messenger RNA, 1632 nt
Organism: Capsella rubella
Lineage: Eukaryota; Viridiplantae; Streptophyta; Magnoliopsida; Brassicales; Brassicaceae
Product: O-acyltransferase WSD1
Exons: 7
Coding region: 2-1459 (485 amino acids)
Biological process (GO): triglyceride biosynthetic process
Cellular component (GO): plasma membrane
Molecular function (GO): long-chain-alcohol O-fatty-acyltransferase activity; diacylglycerol O-acyltransferase activity
Source: RefSeq, a predicted model, not a curated record